UGUUUCAUUUUAGUGAUGGUUCUAUUCGUUUGUUACGUGUUUGUUUUGGGUUUAGGGUAUGUUUUGGUAUGUUUUUCUAUGUUUGUUAAUGAAAUUUUCGUCAAUGUUAUUGUAGAUGGAGGGUCCUCUCAUGAUUUUUGUGUUUCACCAUGGUGGAAUGUUUAAAAACUCGGUUGAUGAAAACAUGAUAUAUGAACAUGACAAAGUCACUCUUUGAGCAGUUUAUGAGGGUUGCUAAUUUCUAUUUCUUGGUCAUUGGUGUCUUGGCAAUGACAAAGCUUGCUCCAUACACUGCUGUCAGCGCAAUCGUUCCUCUCUGGGUCAUCGUUGGGGUGACCAUGGUCAAAGAGGGUAUCAAAGAUUGGCGUCGCAAGAUACAGGAUGAAGUUGUAGCUACGCCACUUAAAUUACAGGUGAUUAAAGCGAAAGUAAGAGCUAGAUUCUCCCCUAAACUUACUGCAGCUACACCAGUGGCUAUCUCAACUAAGACCAUCAAAGAGACAAGUUCUACAACUGCUAAGAAGCUGGCCAACUUUAUGAUUUUUGUGCCUAUUCCAGGCUUUAAGAACCCAAGAAAGAAUGAUAAACUACUUUGAUUAGAAAGCAAUGUAUG
Messenger RNA from Arachis duranensis, 613 nucleotides. RefSeq names its product probable phospholipid-transporting ATPase 8. The record is from RefSeq and is a predicted model, not a curated record. Bases 192 to 596 code for a protein of 134 amino acids. Gene Ontology annotation, molecular function: ATPase-coupled intramembrane lipid carrier activity. Gene Ontology annotation, biological process: phospholipid translocation. Gene Ontology annotation, cellular component: plasma membrane. The transcript is spliced from 2 exons. NCBI's taxonomy places the organism in Eukaryota, Viridiplantae, Streptophyta, Magnoliopsida, Fabales, Fabaceae.